Molecule: messenger RNA, 1377 nt
Organism: Prorocentrum cordatum
Lineage: Eukaryota; Dinophyceae; Prorocentrales; Prorocentraceae
Source: the annotation of a GenBank genome assembly
AGCCAUUUUGGCUCAAGUCGUUUUGACUGGGGGCGCGGCUGAGACAUCAGCAGCAAGGCGCAGCCGCUUCUCCUGCAAUUUUGCCCGGGAUGGGGUGUCUGAAGUGCCUCGCGAUCGCAGUCCCUGUGCUGGCGGUCCUGGCUCCCCUGACGCUGAGCCUGAUCUGCAACGGAUGGAUCAAUGAUUAUGUGCCGCCGCCAGGCUGGAGCAUCGAUCAGAUGCCGGACAUGUCAGGUAAGGUGGCCGUCGUCACGGGGCCAACGAUCAACGGAAUCGGAUAUGAGUCUUGCGUGGAGAUGGCCAAGAAGGGUGCGCAUGUCGUUUUGGCAGGUCGCAGCAAAGCCAAAGGUGAAGCAGCACUCGCCGCAUUGAAAGAACGGGUGCCAGCAGCAAAAGCAGAGUUUAUGACGCUUGACCUUGGGAGUCUAAAGAGUGUGAAGGAAUUUGCGGAUGCCUACUUACAGAAGGAUCUGCCAUUGCACAUCCUCAUGAAUAAUGCUGGUGUGAUGGCCAACCCUUUCACCCUGACCGCUGAUGGGAUCGAGAGUCAGUUUGGAACAAAUCAUAUCGGACAUUUCUUGCUUACCAAGCUGCUCUUGCCGAAGUUGGAGGCGUCCGCGCCGUCACGCAUAGUGAGCGUCUCCUCAGCAGCGGCUUUCAUUCCGGAAGGAUUCUUUCAAAUCCCUCAUUUUGGCACAGGUGCCGUGAAUUGGACAGAUAUAUAUGCGGACCACGAGAGUCGAUACGAUCCAUGGGCGGCGUACGGACGUUCGAAACUUGCCAACGUGUUAUUCGCGUCGGCCUUAGAUAAGCGACUUGCCGGCAAGAAAGUGUUUUCGAAUUCAUGCCAUCCUGGCGGCAUUAAAACUAAUUUAGGACGACACCUCCAGGCCGGCAUGCGAAAAUCAGCUGGCGAGCAAAUGGUGGAAUCAUUCGAGGCGUUCCAGAACUACGUUAUGAUGACCCCAAGUCAAGGUGCCGUCACGCAGCUAUACUUGUCUGCCUCUCCUGACAUCGAAUCGAAAGAUAUUCGCGGAAAGUACUACUAUCCACAGGCACGACUUGUGGAUCCUCCGACGUUUGCCACCGAAGCUUCAGAGGAGGAGCUCUGGGCGAUCUCUGAGAAGCUGGUCGCGCCAUACUUAUGAGUGCGGUUGUGCACGGGGCCCCCGCGUGCAGCGAGCCCCAUCGUUGAGAGUAGGUGUUCUUUUUGUGACCCCCAUAUCCCAACCUACUGUAGCCGCCUUCCCACAAUCAUAUAUAUAUAUAUAUAUAUAUAGAUGUAUUCGGCGCGCUCCUACGUCAUGGUUCUACCCACUUCGGCCGACCGACGGGUAGUAGUCCAUCGAUGCACAGUCGACGCGCUGCGCAGAUCAA